UUGUUAGCGGCUAGCUGCGUUAGCAUCGAGCCUUUGGGGUUCACCAGGAAGCGGUGCGACCUGACGUUAUCUCGAGUCACGCAAAGGCGAAGAGCUGUCACACACAGGCAUUCAUGUUAAACCAGUUGUUUCGUAGCUGUUUGGCCCAAAGUCUAAGCUGGUUGAACGUAAAUGGCUGCUCAUAACAACAUUAAACAUAUGAGCAUGUGACCAAGGAUCAGGGUCUACAGCACAUGAUCUGGACAAGUGGAGAAGGCCAACAUCUAUCAGGGGUGAGAUAAAAAGGCUCAACAUUUCAACCCAAAAAGUGAUUCAUUUUAAAGUGGUCGAUCGGGAUUGAAUAGCCAUGACAACAAAGACAUCCCUGCUCAAAGUCAUUCUACUGGGUGAUGGGGGUGUAGGAAAGAGCUCCAUCAUGAAUCGUUAUGUUACCAACAAGUUUGAUUCACACCUUUUCCACACCAUUGGCGUGGAGUUCCUCAACAAGGAACUGGAGGUAGAUGGCCACCAGGUGACCCUACAGAUCUGGGACACCGCUGGCCAAGAGCGCUUCCGCAGCUUGAGGACUCCUUUCUACCGUGGCUCUGACUGCUGCCUGCUCACCUUCAGUGUAGAUGACAACCAGAGUUUUCUCAACUUAGGCAACUGGAAGAAGGAGUUCAUCUACUAUGCAGACGUCAAGGAGCCAGAGAAGUUUCCAUUCGUGGUCUUGGGCAACAAACUGGAUGUGACAGAAAGGCAGGUGUCAUCUGAGGAGGCUAAGCAGUGGUGCCAGGAGAACGGGAAUUACCCCUAUUAUGAGACCAGUGCCAAGGAUGCCACCAAUGUAGCGGUGGCCUUUGAGGAGGCAGUGCGUAGAGUGUUGGCACUGGAUGAAAGAACGGACCACCUCAUCCCCACAGACACAGUCAAGCUCCACAGAAAGCCUCGCUCUGCUGCCACUUGCUGUUCAUAACAUCCAGGAGUUAUCACUAACAUUCAUUUGCUGUCAUGCCUGUUGUGUGAUGAGGCUGUAGGUUUACAAUGCUGUAGUAACAACUUAUUUAAACUAAUUAUACCACUGGCUUUAUGAUUUGUUGUACUGUUGAAGUUUAAUCAUGCUAAUAGUUGGACUUCUGUUUGAAGAGGAGAGGAAACACUAAAUGCAUCUCUAAUUACAAAUAAACAUGAAAUCAAUGAAGCAUCCACGUAGCUCUGCCACAAUAUAAAAGUCAGGCUUUGAAGGAGUAGCAGAAAAAUGUACUAUAUUUUGUGUUGCCCCAAGACCACCUGUGGGGAACUAAAAACAUAGCAAGUUGGAACAGAGGACAAAUAUUUGAGAAGUUUCACUUCCCUCUCAAAUGGUUAAAUGUUCCAUUCUGUCAUGAGGGCAAAUUAUAACGUGACUCUUAAAAUGUGUACUACCUUGGGAGUGAGAUCAUCGAAGGGUUUCUGAAUGUCACUCCUGAAUGAAAUAAUACAGACAGUGAUGGCCUAUAUAUUUAUAUUCAGAAAAUAAUUGCAUAAUUAAAUAUGUUAUACACCCCAAUAGUCUUAUUUCUGUGAAUUAUGAAGUAGCAAGGUCACUACUAUGUGUAACUAACAAAUUCAGGCUUAUCGUGAUUAAUGCACCUUCAGGUAUUGUUUGUGCACAGUCUGCUUAGUGAAUAGAUUACGGCUGUGGGCCAAGAUCCCCAUCAGCAGAUAAAUAUUGAAGCAACGUAAACAUGCAUGGCAUAUGGUGUAAUUAAGUUUCUGGAAACUUUUGUAUUUUGUAAACUGUUUUUACCUUAACAAUCAAUAAUGCCUUGAGGAAAGUGUAAUGAAAGAGCGGUCAUGAUUGAGUGAACAGUUUUCUUCAUUUUUUGGGUUUAUUGUUUUGAAUAAUGAUUUUGAUCUUUAAAGCACUUAAGUAACAUUUUUAACAGUUUGAAGUCUUUCCAACGGCUUAAUAUUUAAAAUGGUGAACCAUUCAUUUACUCUGUUUGUCAUUCACAUUUAAUUUACAUUCAAAAUUGUACUACUGGAAUGCCAAAUGAUAAAUAAAACCCCCAGAGAAUUGUC
Messenger RNA from Anoplopoma fimbria (sablefish), 2043 nucleotides. RefSeq names its product RAB9A, member RAS oncogene family (gene rab9a). The record is from RefSeq and is a predicted model, not a curated record. Gene Ontology annotation, molecular function: GTPase activity; GTP binding. Bases 347 to 955 code for a protein of 202 amino acids. Gene Ontology annotation, cellular component: phagocytic vesicle; late endosome; lysosome. Gene Ontology annotation, biological process: retrograde transport, endosome to Golgi; Rab protein signal transduction. The transcript is spliced from 3 exons. Lineage: Eukaryota; Metazoa; Chordata; Actinopteri; Perciformes; Anoplopomatidae.